Thlaspi arvense is the source of this 1511-nucleotide messenger RNA. The record is from the annotation of a GenBank genome assembly. NCBI's taxonomy places the organism in Eukaryota, Viridiplantae, Streptophyta, Magnoliopsida, Brassicales, Brassicaceae.
CUUGGGGCAAUGACGCAGCUAAUGAGGUACUAACCGAGGCGCGUCUAUUGCUGGUUGAAAACUAUUUCCAAACCCCCUCCUGGGCCUAAGCUUGCCUUGGGCCUUCGAGAAUUUCUGGAAGGGCUCCCUUUGGGGUAAAGCCCUACAAUUUCCUAGUUCAACAUUUUUUAUGGCAUAUUGUCCUUUUUCUUUGGACUACAUGGCAUAUAUUGUCUUAGUUUGAAAUUUACAGACAAACCAUGAUGGGUCUGGGCAGGACUCUCAUGCCUUUGAGAAUUUCUGGAAGGGAUCCCUUCUGGUUUGUAUAAUGGGCGACACGAUCACACUCGUACGCGUUGCUUCCGGUGUGAUUACACUCAAUACUUUUCCUCGCAUUAUUGAUUUGAUUUUACACUUUCUCUUGAGAAAAAUAAAAUAUAAAAAGAGGAAAAAAUCAGUUUUAUACUCUGCAACAAUACGACCCUUGUACGUAUCCUUUAUUUUUUAUUUUUCUCUUUCUCUUCUUAAUACCAUCAUCCAGGAGAGAAGAUAACGACGAGAAGAAGAAACUCCCCAAAUUCGUCUCUGUUGAUUUCGUAAGAUCGAUCGAGCACCAGCAUUUGGCUUCCCUCUUAGCCGGAGCAAUUGAUGAAGCAACUAUGAAGAAGCAAGGUGCUUUAAUGUGUGUGGUGGGAUUUAGGUUUGAUUUGAAACUGAGUCUGAUUAAAUUCAACCGUUGGGAAGAGCUUGGAAUGGCGGAUCCAGAGAGGUCAGAGUUAGUUCCUGAAGCGGGGAGGAGCCCUACUUCUCCCCUUGAUUUUAGAAGGGUGUUUAGCCCCAAGUCUCCCUCUCCCAGACUCAACAAAUGGUUUUGCGACAAAGUCGGGCUCUCUGUUGUAAGCUCCGAGAAGGGCUGGGGUGAUGAUGGUUCAUUCAGAAGGGACAACAUUGUGCUUGCCCCUCAAAUCAAGGCUCAGCUUUGUGCAGUAGAUGAGUAUGACUCAAACGCUGCCCCAAGGCCUCAGGAUAUUAUUAUUAUCCCCACCCGUGAGAUGGCUCUCUCUGAGGACUACACAUGUAUCAUUUCUCAUGGCCCAAACCCUAAAACAACUCAUAUAUUCGGUGACUGCAUCCUGGAUUGUGACCCCAAAGAGUUUGGAGGUCUUGAGAAACACCAAGCCCAUCAUGAUUCUUUUAGCCGCCAACCUCAUCAACACAGGCCUGGCUCAAAGGAAUCUGUUGAACAAGAUUCUUCGCCUGGAUCAAGUUACAACGAGAGAGGCUGAGUUUUUUUGGGGCUUUCAGGUGUUGUAAGGCUAGGUUUGUGCAUUUUCGUGUGUUGAAUAAAAUAUUACUUUGAUGCGGGUGAGUUUUGUUGUGGCCUGUUGCCCCGGCUCAUCCUUUUGGUCUUCUUCCUAGUUCCAACUUUGUACGAUUGUCUUGUUUCUACACUACACUUGUAUUAUUCUGUUUCAAUUGUCUAUCGACUAUGAAUUAGAAUGAAUAAAUGUCACACUCUGUACAGUACAAAA